CCCCCCCGCCCCCUCACUGUGCCCCGGGACAAGGCACAGACUGAGAAGCCGGCGAGCGAAUCAAAGGCUCCCAGAAAGCGGAAAAAGCAAUGUCCGACUUUGCGCCGAGCGCUCUAGCCCGAAACCUCCGAGCGCGGACCGACUGAAAGAAAGUUUCUCUGGAAGAACUACUGGGGCAAACUAGGUUAAAGAAGUUGCCACUGACUGAGAUGGUCCCAGCUGCCGGGAGAAGCCGCCGGUUCAGCACUGGGAGAGUGGUGGGAGUCCUGCUUCUGCUUGGCGCCUGGGACAGCGUUUCCGCGCUCAUCAGCUAUGAGAUCCCGGAAGAAAGGGCGAAGGGUUUCCGAGUGGGCAACGUGGUCGUCGAUCUGGGCUUGGAUCUCAGCAGUCUGUUGGAGCGCAGGCUGUUUGUGGCCUCCGGAACUGGCCGGAGGUUCUUUGAGGUGAAUCGGGAGACGGGAGAGAUGUUCGUGAACGAGAGACUGGACCGGGAGGAGUUGUGCGGGACACUCCCGUCUUGCACUGUAACUUUGGAGCUGCUAAUGGAGAAACCCUUGGAGCUGCAAAGGGUGGAGGUGGUGAUUCAGGAUGUCAACGACAACGACCCCGCUUUCCCUACCAAUGGAAUGAAACUCGAAAUCAGUGAGGCCAUGGCGCCGGGGGCGCGCUUCCCUCUCGAGAGUGCACACGAUCCAGAUGUGGGAAUUAACUCUUUACAAACCUAUGAGCUAAGUGCCAAUGAACACUUUGUGCUGAGCGUGCAGACUCGAGAGGAUGGCAGCAAGUAUGCGGAGCUGGUGCUAGAAGAAGCCUUAGAUCGUGAGCAUGAGAGGACCCUUGAGCUGGUACUGACAGCUUUGGACGGAGGAACACCAGCCCGUUCUGCUAGUCUCCCCAUCUUAAUCACUGUGCUUGAUGCCAACGACAACACCCCCCAAUUCAAUCAUUCUCUUUAUCGGGCAAGUGUGCGGGAGGAUGCGGCCCCAGGCACUCCAGUGGUACAAGUUCACGCAACAGAUCUGGACGAAGGACCAAACGGAGAAGUCAUUUACUCCUUCGGCAGUCACAAUAGGGCCCGAGUGCGGGACCUUUUCUCUCUAGACGUCGUCACUGGAAUGCUGACAAUACGAGGGCGGCUUGACUUCGAUGACACGAAGCUAUAUGAGAUUUAUAUCCAGGCGAAAGAUAAGGGCCCCAACCCCGAAGGAGCCCAUUGCAAAGUGUUGGUUGAGGUCAUAGAUGUGAAUGACAAUGCCCCAGAGAUCGUUGUCACCUCCGUGUACAGCCCGGUCCCUGAGGACGCCCUUCCAGGGACUGUGGUCGCCUUGCUCAGUGUGACUGAUCUGGACUCCGGGGAUAAUGGCCUGGUGAGGUGCGAGAUUCCAUCUGGCCUCCCCUUCAGCCUCACUUCUUCCCUAAAAAACUACUUUACCUUGACAACCAGUACCUCCCUGGACCGUGAAACUGUUCCAGAGUACAACAUCAGUAUCAUAGCCCGAGAUGCAGGGUCCCCGCCCCUCUCAACAGUCACUACACUUAGAGUCCAAGUGUCUGACAUUAAUGAUAACCCUCCACAAGCCACAAAGCCCUCGUACGAUGUCUACGUGGAGGAGAACAACCUUGCAGGGAUUGCAAUCCUGAACCUGAGUAUUUGGGACCCUGACGCCCCCAACAACGCCCGUCUAUCCUUCUCACUCCUGGACCGAGGUCACCAAACUGGGCUGGUGGGUCGAUACUUUGCCUUGCACCCGGACAGCGGCGUCCUGUCCGCCUUGGUGCCCCUGGACUACGAGGAUCAGCGUGAGUUUGAGCUGACGGCACAUGUCAGCGAUGGGGGCAGCCCACCCCUAUCCACCAACAUUAGCGUGAACGUGUUUGUCAUGGACCGAAAUGACAAUGCUCCUCAGAUCCUUUACCCGAGGCCUGGUCAGAGCUCCACCCAGACCCUGCCUCGAGGCAGUGGUGCUAGCCACUUGCUUACUCGUGUAGUAGGCUGGGAUGCUGACGCAGGCCAUAACGCAUGGCUUUCCUAUAGCCUUCUGGGAGCCUCAAACCAGAGCCUCUUCACCGUAGGGCUCAGAACUGGAGAAGUCAGUACCACUCGACCAGUCCAAGACAUUGACCCAGCAUGGCAUAAGCUGGAGAUCCUGGUAAAAGACAAUGGGGAGCCCCCUCUGUCCACUACCGUGACCCUGACGGUGUCAGUGACAGAAGUGUUCCCCGAUGCCAAGGUCGAGUUCCCAUCCGGAUCGGCUCCCCAAGAGCAAAAUAAAAAUCUCACCUUCUAUCUGCUUUUGUCUGUGAUCCUAGUCUCCGUGGGGUUUGCAGUCACCGUGCUAGGAGUGAUCAUAUUUCGAGUUUACAAAUGGAGAAAAUCAAGGGACCUGUACAGUUCCUCUGGGACUUCGCUAUACAGAACGCCUGGGCCCUCCCUGCACGUGGAUGCUGUCCGAGGAGGCCUGAUGUCCCCCCAUCUCUACCACCAGGUAUACCUCACUACAGACUCUCGUCGCAGCGACUUACUGCUAAAGAAGCCUUGUGCUCCAAGCCCAAUGGGAAGUCUCCAGAACACUCUACGAAGCUGCGAUCCCACCUUUUAUAGGCAAGUGUUAGGUGCUGAGAGCGCGCCUCCGGUCCAGCAAGCCCCGCCCAACACGGACUGGCGUUUCUCUCAGGCCCAGAGACCUGGCACCAGCGGCUCCCAGAAUGGUGAUGAAGGAGGCACCUGGCCCAACAAUCAAUUUGACACAGAGAUGCUUCAGGCAAUGAUCCUGGCUUCUGCCAAUGAAGCUGCUGAUGGAAGUUCGACCCUUGGCGGUGGUGCAGGCACCAUGGGGCUGAGUGCCCGCUAUGGGCCCCAGUUCACCCUGCAGCAUGUGCCUGACUAUAGGCAGAACGUAUACAUCCCGGGCAGCACUGCCACCUUGGCCAAUGCCGCUGGGAAGAGAGAUGGCAAGGCCGCUGCAGGUGGCAAUGGAAACAAGAAGAAAUCUGGCAAGAAGGAGAAGAAGUAGGGUCAGCAUUAGGUCCCAAGCACAGGGCCACAGGGCAAACCCUUCCCACAGACCUAGCUUCCCUCCAGUUCCCUGAACCCUCACAAUGUAGGGGAUCACCCUCAGGCUGCUGGUGGGAGCUAUGGUGACCCUUCCCUCUUGGGAAACACAAAUAAGUGCCCUGUGAAUACCCUCUUCUGUGCCUCCAAAGGGAUUGAAUAUGCAAAGGGGGUACUGCCAGGAGUCCCCAAUACAAAUGCUGUGCCCAUGGGAACAGUACAGAUAUAGAGAUUCAUAUAUAACCCCCCUCCUUUCCUCCAUCCCUAGCUUAGAAGCCCCAGUUACAUUUUGGCUCCCUAUACAUUUGCCCCCCUCCCCCAAUCAGUUAGACUGAGUCUGUCUCCCACUCCCAAACCUCUAACCUCCCCCCUUCUUUUGGGUAUUAUGAGACCUUAGGCUGAGUGGCCUUAAGAUCUGGGGAGUAGGGGCAGAACUGUGCUCAUCUCCUACCUGUGGAGAGUUGUGGGAGCACAAUGACUUCUGACUCCCACUUUCUAAACCAACUUCAACAUAUUUUAACUUCUCUACUUACUUUUACAUGGACUGGGUUUGGGGAAAAUCUUCCACCCUCAGCCUUUGCCCAAGGUCCCAGCAAACAGGGACCAGGGUUGAGUUAUGGGACCAUUCUCUUCAGAGUUCCUCAUCUCCUAUUCUUUGUCCUCCCCUCAGCAUAAGAAUCCAUUGCAUGUUGGGAAAUAGCAUGGCAUGGUUGGGAUGAGUAGGGAGGGUAUAGGGAGGGGGGGGACCUUUCCACUAGAAAGAAAGACAAAUCUUUGGUCAGGGUCUUAAAGGAGGGGUUGUGGGUCCUCUUACUUCCAGCUCCCACUAGUUACUGGUUGGGCUCCCUGAACUAAUCAAGCCCCCAUAUUCUAUGACUGUCAUGGAGCCAAGCCCCUGGACAAGAGAGCCCUGGGUUGGACCCAGUCCCCUGGAUACAAAGCCUCAGGCUUCUGGCUCUGGGGUAUGUCACCUUGGCCAUAGGGGAUUUAAAGGGACCAAAUGGCAUCAAAGUAAGAUUGAGCUCUUGGGCCUGGUAUAUAUGAAUAUGGGGAUAUGUGUGUGGUUAUGUGUAAGGGGGGGUAAGGAAGGGGGGUGUAAUUCAGGCUAGGUCAUCUGAACACAGACAAAGUUGCCACGGGCGAUCCAGGCAUAUGAACGCUCUCUUAUUUAUCAGGCGGGAUAAGCAGGCAGGACCAGUGUAGUCCAGUUCCAAGGCAGUUUGGCUAGUAUAGGAAGCCACAAACAUGCUCCUCCCAAAGUUCCUGCAUGAUAGUCAGACAGAUGUCAUGUUCUCUAUCCCCAAACACUAGGAAAGGGACCCAGAAGCAGAGAGACAGAUGGUCAGGGGAGGGAGGAGGGGCACUCCUGUAGUCCCCCAUGAAGUUCAUAUUCCCUCACCCUCUCAGGUGCCAUUUAUUCUACUUUGCCAUUCCCACUUCUUAGAUCUCCACCUUUAUAUAGUCCUGACCCUGGCCCAACUGGGGCUGUACUAGUCCUGUUUACACAAAGGAGACCCUCCCACAUUUCACCACUCUUUAGUGUAGUGACUAGUGACCCUGACCACAUUCUUUGAGCUGGUGUAGAGUAACCUGUGUGUAGCUAGUGCUGUGUGCUUGCUUCCGUGACCACGAGUGGAUAGCAGUACUGGGGCUUUAUCUCUGUCUGCUCCCGCUCUGUCCUGUGCUGUGCUUUAUGCUGUGUCUGUGUGCUACAGCUCCCCCUCCCAGCCCAGUACUGACCUCUGUGCCCCUUCUAUAGAAGCUUCCCUCAAAUAGCCACGUAGCUCCCCACCCAUACACCGCAAGUUUUAUACUCUAAUAUUUAUAUAGCUUUUUUCUUUGGGAAAAAUAAUAAAAUGGUUUCUUCUGAA
Messenger RNA from Vombatus ursinus (common wombat), 4923 nucleotides. RefSeq names its product protocadherin gamma-C5-like. Gene Ontology annotation, biological process: homophilic cell-cell adhesion. Lineage: Eukaryota; Metazoa; Chordata; Mammalia; Diprotodontia; Vombatidae. Gene Ontology annotation, cellular component: plasma membrane. Gene Ontology annotation, molecular function: calcium ion binding. The record is from RefSeq and is a predicted model, not a curated record. The transcript has 4 exons. The coding region runs from base 210 to 3014 and encodes 934 amino acids.